Messenger RNA from Carassius auratus (goldfish), 1497 nucleotides. Its product is annotated as complement C1q tumor necrosis factor-related protein 1-like. The record is from RefSeq and is a predicted model, not a curated record. Gene Ontology annotation, molecular function: protein binding. The transcript is spliced from 4 exons. NCBI's taxonomy places the organism in Eukaryota, Metazoa, Chordata, Actinopteri, Cypriniformes, Cyprinidae. The coding region runs from base 154 to 981 and encodes 275 amino acids.
CCUGGCUCCUAACGGCAUGCUGAGUUUGGGAGUGCAGGAGGGAGAUGCCUUAGAAACGCUGACAGGCUAUAACACUCUCAGAGACACACAGCAGUGCGGCCCAGUCAACGCAAGCAUCCUCAGUGCAGCCCAGCAGAGCUUCUGUGGACCCUCAUGUUUGGACCUGCCAAAAUGAAGAUGCUGAUUUCGAGCCUGGUACUACUGAUGGUGGUGUUUGCCAAAUGGGUUGAGCCAUAUAUUGCACAUUACCGGGAUGUGGACCAAGACACAUAUGAGCCCAGAGAACACCAGAGAUCCCCAGAAUACUACAGAGAUGGCAGUGGAACGGAGUGCAGGCGAUGCUGUGACCCUGCAGAGGAGGCCCCACAGUAUGCCAGUCCAUACCCACAGUACAAUAUUGUGCCACAGAUAAACAUCACCAUCCUAAAAGGGGAGAAGGGAGACACUGGCGUCCGAGGACCUUAUGGGAAAAUGGGCAAGUCUGGGCAAAGUGGAGCCCGAGGUCCCCAUGGCAUGAAGGGAAACAAAGGCAGCAUUGGUUCUCCUGGAGAACCCUGCAAGUCCUACUACGCUGCCUUCUCCGUGGGCCGCAAGAAGGCACUGCACAGUAACGAUUACUACCAAACCAUGAUCUUUGACACAGAAUAUGUCAACUUGUACGGCCAUUUCAACAUGUUCACUGGCAAGUUCUUUUGCUAUGUCCCCGGCAUCUAUUUCUUCAGCCUGAAUGCGCACACUUGGAACCAAAAGGAAACAUACCUGCAUCUGAUGAAGAACGAGCAAGAGAUGGCCAUCUUGUACGCUCAGCCCAGCGACCGCUCCAUCAUGCAGAGCCAGAGCCUCAUGCUGGAGCUGGAGAGGGACGACCAGGUCUGGAUUCGGCUUUAUAAGGGCGAGAGAGAGAACGCUGUGUUCAGUGAUGACUUUGACACCUACAUCACAUUUAGUGGUUACCUUAUUAAGGCAAAGUCAGAGGGUUAAGCAGAGACAAUCCACGGACAGCAGGGAUUUAUGAAACAGUGUCUAUUAAAUGAGGUGUAUUAUUCUUUUUUUGUAAUAUUUUUUUUAACAGUUUUACAUGGUACUUCAGGAGGAACCUUAGUUUAUCUUUAUGAUCCAGUACUGGAGUGUCCUGUGUGUCUGACCAUCUUUAACAUUGUUACAGAGGCUGGUGCUAUUUGACAAACAUGGUAAAUGUUAUUGCGCUAGUAAUAUUAAAAACAAUACAAAUCUAUAUCUACAAUCAAAAUAAAAAAAGUAUAAAUACAUAUAAAGACAACGGUAGAGUUAUUGCACAACAUCUACGGGUGCCUUUUUCAUGUGUAGCUAUAUCACUAAUCAUUUAACAAAUUACUUGAAAUUAUUGUAUUAUAUCUAUUAUAAUAUAUCCAGCUAUAAAUCAGUAUUAAAUUGGUUGUAGAAAAUGGUGCUACAAUUAUAAUUUAGGAUUAAUAAAAAAAAAAAAUGCAAUUUCAGUUCAACGUUCAAAUCAUUAAA